This is a messenger RNA of Stomoxys calcitrans (stable fly), 2302 nucleotides long. RefSeq lists its product as uncharacterized. Gene Ontology annotation, biological process: transmembrane transport. Lineage: Eukaryota; Metazoa; Arthropoda; Insecta; Diptera; Muscidae. Gene Ontology annotation, cellular component: membrane. The record is from RefSeq and is a predicted model, not a curated record. Gene Ontology annotation, molecular function: transmembrane transporter activity. The transcript has 3 exons. Bases 332 to 1972 code for a protein of 546 amino acids.
CGUAUGUUUUCAAAUAAAAACACUUGGUUGGGCUCAGUCAUACGAAAACAUUUGCGACAAUAGGACGAUAGAACGAAAGAAACGAAAAAAUUAUAUAACCCAACUUGCAUACAAAUCAUUCAAUAAAAAAAUAGUGUUACAAUCUAAAACAAUAGAGAAAUCAUUUUUUUUUUUUUUGCGCUGAUAAGAUAUCUACUAAACUGAAGUUUUAAAAAAAAAUCACAUUGUUUUUACAAUUCCCACAAUAUUCAAUUUAAACAGAGGGAAAUAUUUGCCUGUGAAAGUGAAAUUUGAAAACAAUCGAGAGUGUGUACAGUGAAAUUAUAGCAAAAUGCAAGAAAAGCCACCAAUGCCAACGCAGCAACCCUACCAACAACAAUCAUACGAACAAGCACCGCCACCAUACCAACAACAGCAGCCUUAUCCUCAACAGCAGCCCUACCAGCAACAACAACCAUACCCACAACAGCAAAUAUACCCACAGCAGCAGGCAUAUCCACCACAGCAGCCAUAUCCACCACAACAGCCAUAUCCACCACAACAGCCAUAUCCACCACAACAACCACCAAUUCAACAAGUUCAACCACCACCAGUGAUUUAUGUCUCAACAUCACCUGCAGCACCAGCGCCAAUACAGGCCAACACAAGAUGGCGUAACAGGCCGCAGACUAAUGCCACAUCAACAGCUGGCAUUAUUUUCUUAUCGGGUGGCAUGAACAUGGCUCUGGGUGUGGGCUGGUCUGAAGGAGGUUUUUUUGGAACAUCAUAUCAAUUUUGCUUUUCUUGGUUUAUUGGUGUCAUAUGUGCAACACUUGUUUCCUUGCCACUGCUAAGGAUAACAACAACCAAAAUUAUAAUGGGCUUUGCCACCUUACUCAUCCUUAUCGGAGGCAUUCUAUUCACCAGUGGCCCCGAUGAAUAUAACACCAUGUUGGCAGGACGUUAUCUGAAUGGCAUUGCCGUAGGCCUGGUCAUAGUUCCCUUCUUUAUGAAUGCCAGCGAGAUUGCCGAUGUAGGAUAUCGUGGUGCAUGCCUCUCUGUGGAGCAGUACUCGAUGACUUUGGGCAUAGCUAUACAAAUGAUUUAUGCCUCAUAUUGGAAUACCUCAGUUGACUUUCCCGCUAAUCGUUUGCAUGGCAUUUUGGACAUCAUCUAUGCCCUAUUGGCAGCAGGCUCCCUUGUCACUGUAGUUGAGUCGCCCAUCGAGCAAAUACGCAAAGGCAAUGAUAAUGCUGCCUUGGAAACUAUUGCCCGCUUGCGUAGACCAGCCUAUGUAACUGUGGAGACUAAUGCCCUGUUGGAGCAGUACAAAUCCUAUGUGAGCGAAGAGGAAAAUCUUUCGCUGGUAGCAAGUCUGACACGAGGCAUAGUGCCGUUGGUAAAAUUGCUUUUGGUGCGCAGUAUGUUGGUGGCCUUCUGUUUUUCAACACCUCUAAAUCUGUCCAUGUACUACAGCACCCUUAGGACAGGCUACACAUGGGCCCCCACUGUGUCGGCAAUUUUCCGAGUUCUAGGAGGCAUCCUUGCCGUUGGCAUGGUGGACAAUGCUAAUCGUAAAUUUCCCUCCAUAUUCACGGUGGCCAUUUUUGGCAGUCUCCUUAUUGGCCUGGGCUCCUUAUUCACCAGCUACACCAGCAUUUACUACUUCAGUGAUAUGGAGUCUGCAGUUUACCUUUACAUGUUCCUGCAACUGUUUGCCGGCUUCUUUGUGCCCUAUACUUCAAUAUAUUUGGGCGAAGCUUUUCCCCUACGCGUCAAGCCCAUUCUAAUUGCCUUGGUGGUUAUUAUGGAACAAGUCAUUCAUAUUAUUUUCAUUGAGACCUAUGGGGUGAUAAUCGGCAACAAUCUCAUUGCCCAAGGUGUUAUAAGCUUGGUGAUGUUCUUUGUCUUUAUUGCCAUUAUACCAGAGACCCGCAAUACAACAUUGGCCGAAGCCCAAAGACGUUUCAGGACCUUAAUCACCUUUAGAUAAAGUUUAAGGAGCAGAGAGAGAGUAGUAAUGACACGAAAACGUCAAGGAAACAACCAAACCAAAAAAUCCUUAAAAAAGGAUUAAGAUUUUAUGGAAACAUGACACUGCAAAAGUAUUUAUGACAAUUUUUGAAGCAAAUGAAGACAGACAAUUGUUUCUAUACCUUACAUCACUUCUGGGGUAGAGGGUAUUCUUAUUUGUAUUUAUUUACUUUUGUCUCUAUUUUACAUUUCGUUUCUCCAUAACUAUUGUAUUAUUAUGAUAUAUUUUAAUAUAGGAUUUCUCCAACUUUAUAUUAUCAAAGAGUAUAAAAUUGGAGCUAUUUAUAUA